AUGGGUGACUACGAAACGAUAGUUUUUAAUGCUUUCGUUGGAUUGAUCUUGUUGUUCGCAAAUUUAAAAGGUAAGCUCGCCAAUAUUUCGACAUAUGUAGGAAACUUUGUUUCGCUUGUUUUUUUGAAUAUGUUUACCGCCACGCACUAUAUACAGGUAAAAAUGAUACCACCACUGAACUUCCAAACUUUAUUCCUGAAAACUUUUCAGAUAUCAGGAAAAUAUUUAUGGAAGGAAAAAACUUUUCUUUUCUAAGAAAAGUUUUCUUCUUAGAUUUUCUAUUCCCUGCCUUUGGUCUAUUAAUUACCUGUAGCUUUAUUUAUAUUGCGAAAUAGCUUUAUCAGUUCUAAACUCGUCCGGCCCAGAGGAGUAUAAGCCAUUGACCCCUUAUCAAUAGGCAAUGCCAAUUUAGUUUAUGCGUGCAGGGGGUGAUGGGAAGUAAAAUUACAGGAAUUGUCACUGUGUUGUGACACCAAAACCCAGUAUUAAAACAAUUAUAUGAGUCUAAAGGCCCUGUCACACUAUUGCGUAUCGUACUAGCAUAUGCCAGCGUAUGAAAUAUAUCACUCAUACGCCGGUAUACGCGCUGACAUACGCUAGGGGUACGUUAGGCAUAGCUUGUAUAUGUUUCAAGCACGGUCGCGUACGGUGGCAUACGGCGAGGCAGAAAAUUUUUUUAAGCAUGCUCAAAAAUUUUGUACGUAUCGGACGUAUGCUUCAUACGAUAAGCAUACUCUAGGCACACGCUGAAUACGCUAGAGGUACGCCAGAUGUACGGUACUCAUACGCUGGCAUUUCAAAGGAUUUUUGUGCGUAUGAAAAUUAUUUCAUUAAUUUUCAUACGGUAAUUCUCAUACGCUUCCCUCAUACGCAAUUGUGUGCCGAGGCAAUGGUGUCAAGUAACGAAGUAAAUGUACUUCGUUACUGUAAUUGAGCAUUAUUUUUGAGAAGUUAGCACUUAGCAUGUAACAAAGUAAACUUUUUCUGGAGUACUUUCACUUGGAACGAAGUCGUUUUAAGAAGUAACGUUUUACUUCGUUAUUUUCAUUUUAUGGCGAAGUAUUUCGUUACUUUCUCACAUUUGUUUAAUUUUACGUGAUUUAUUCCGGAUUUAUUUUAAUUUUGGGAUAGGUAAUAGGACCUGUAUAUGUGUCUGGGAUCCCGUUUGUGGCUUACUUAACUUCAACGGGGUGUGGAAAGUAGACCAUGCCGUGAAAUAUUGUAUAUUAUGGUGCACGCAUAUAAUGCGUGUGCUGUUUUGUGUCUUUUAAUAAUUUUGCAAUCCAUUGGAGAAGUCCUCCCCCCCCAUACACGCUAUAGACAAUAGUACUUUGUACUUCAAGUAUUUUUUAAGGAUACUUUGUACUUUUUAUUUAAGUACGCCUGUUUUGCCUCCAGCACUUUUUACUCUUACUCAAGUCGUUUUAUUAUUAAUUACUUCUACUUUUACUCGAGUGCAAAUUCAAAGUAAUUCAGGCACCACUGGACUGAGAGGGCCUUAAAACAGAUAGUAAGAAGCAUUCUAUUUCUAUGGUCUUUCGCGUACAGUCAGUGAUGGAACGAAGAGGGAUGAAGCGCGCUUAAUACAUGACUUGUUGAAGAACUACGAUUCAGAUGCUAGGCCAGUGAAGAAUGCUUCCGAAGUUCUGACUGUGAAAGUUAAACUUGCAUACAACCAAUUACAGGAUUUGGUGAGUCACUUCGAUUGAUUCGACUUGAUUGGUUUUGAUUGGUAUUGAUUGAUACUGAUUGAUAUUGUCUGAUCACGAAUUUGUAAUCAAUUCAAAAUAUUGAAUCCUAUAUCUCCUCUUUAAAAAUUCAUUAAUAAUUCACGAGGAAAUUAAAUACAAAAGAAAUGAAUGUUUAAUCAAUGUUUGCUAAUCGGAUAAAGAUUUGUCCUGAUUUACAUAAACUUCAGCUUUGAUUUUCUCGGCUUAGACAAUGUUUAUUUUCAAAAUUACUAAGCCAAUGAACUCAUAAGAUGGGUCAUUUUUUAAGUACGAUAAAACAUUCGCAUUCGAUUUAUAUCUGAUAUACAAACUCUCUCCUCGCGAUGCAAUGUUUGCUGUAAUUUCGACUAGUUAAAAACACCUCUUUCGAGAGUUUUAUGUGUUUCUUGAUCGGUGAUAGUGAUCCAAAUAUAUUUGCUUUGCUGUUUAAGGAUAACUAUAUCUAUACUUUCUUCCUUGUUAGGACGAACCAACGCAAGUUCUUCACUCGCUCGUGUGGAUAGCACUGGUAAGUGGUUUCAGAAUAACACCGACCCAAUAAGAGAGAUGCAGUCACGAACGUGUCGUUAAGUGUUUGUCGUGAAUGAUUAUUGUGCUUAUUUCCAUAUUGUUGAAACUGUCCUGAGAAUUUCGUGCAAUGACACGAAAUUAUCUUGCGACAGUGCUGCACUGUCGUAAGUUAAUUUCGUACCCAUGAGGGAUCGUACAAGUAGCUGGCGGCAGUUUUAAAAAGAGGACCUUUGUCCCCCUCCCCUGAUCGUCGCAAAACUGUUGCCACGCUGUCGUUUUCCUGUUUCCAUUAAAAAAUAAUCGUCACGACACGUUUUUGGCCUGUCGCAACUGUCGUCAAGUCGGUCAAGAUAGAACUCGAGUCUAUCUCGACGACACUGUUGUGAAGUGUCGUGAACUUUGCCGUGAGCUGUAUACAGUAUGAUAAUAUGAAAUAUAAUAUUUGGUAAUGAUUAUCUUUAUAUAACAUUAUAGAAAUAUAAUUUUUCUUUAACUUGAUUAUAAUGUAAGUCACAGAAAAAGAAAACUCGCUGAUAUUCCGCUUGGUCAUGACGUCACCAGGGGGCCUUUUACGUUAAAGCCCGGUAACACCGAUGUUGCUUAUCCGCCCCUGACUCUGACGACAGUAGUACAACAUGUUCGCGACAGUUACGACCGUAUGUAAAUCAGACUUGAGAAGGACAAAAGCUAGCUAUCCAGUAUAGAUAAAGUUAGUUUAGUUUUCUGAUUGAGAACUGUUGAAAUUGAAAUAAUGACAGAGUGAAUAUUUUUCUAUUUUCUAGACCUGGAAGGACGACCUCCUGCGAUGGAAUGCCAGUGAUUAUGGCGGACAAUCAGUUCUCAACCUUCGUCCAUCACGAAUAUGGACCCCUGACAUUGUACUCCAGGACAAGUAAGUCUUCACUACAGGGCUCAUCAGUCAGAAUACCAUCUUGGAUAUAACCAUGAAAAUCGUUCAAUGCAUGAUGCAGUAACAUCAAACAAAUCAGGAAUGAUGUUUUAUGAAGUUAUACCGAGAACAAUUUAAAAAGAUAGACAGCUUUACCUGAAUUCGACUGGGCUUUGUAAUUAUUUCCUAUUUAAACCAGAGUAGCGAGCGAAACAUGAUUGAUAUACCUGGUUGCAGUGAACGAACAAACUUUAAAGCUACAAAUCCCUUACGCCACAUUGAAACAUGAAUAAAAAAUGCCCACGGUAUUUUUUUUUGUAGUGUGAAAGGAGACGAAGGUCAUAUAUCCAAUGAGAAGUUCAGAAUCGCAGUGACUUUAGACGGGUAUGUAGCCUGGGCCAUAACAGCAAUCUUACACUCCGCUUGCCCUAUCGACGUCUCGAAGUUCCCUUUUGACAGGCAGAAAUGCAAGAUAAAGCUCGCGUCUUGGAGUUACGACGGGCAAGCGCUUGACCUACAGCUAGUUGACAACGAUGGCAUCGAUUUAGCGCAGCAUAAAGAGAAUUCGGAGUGGAAAUUGAAAUCAGUCACCUCUAAAAGGAACUCAGUGUACUAUAAAUGCUGUCCUGCACCGUUUGUUGAUAUAGAAUACAGUUUGGAGUUCGAACGUAAAGCAUUGUAUUAUAUCAUGACCAUUAUUAUCCCGUCCAUGCUCUUGUCCUUGCUCACUUGUGUUUCGUUCCUAUUUCCAGCCGAUUCAGGAGAAAGAGUUUCUCUUGUCAUUUCGGUGCUGCUCGGACUUGUCGUGUUCAUGCUUAUCGUGAACGAUCGUACACCGGUCACCUCCGAUGCGAUUCCGAUGGUAACUGAACUCUUUAUUUCCAUUGCUGCAACUACUGUGCUAGCUCUCCUGGCAACGGCCUUUAUACUUCGCUUAAAUCACGUAUCCUCAGGCGUGCCUGUUCCACGGUGCUUGGCAAAAAUCAGAGACUGCAUCGCGGUCGCAGUUUGCAUGAAGAAACCAUCACUUGCAAAGCGAGUGAAGUUCAAUUUUGAGGAGAUAUCAUUCAGCGAAUCGUCGGCACAAUACAUCAAUCUGCGGGAUUUCGCAGGCCAGAUUCCCGCCGGACGAAAGCCACUUACAGAACAGAAGAUCUUAGUCGAGUUACAAAAAUUAUCCGCGCAUUUGGAGGAGGAAAGUGUCGCGAGCGAGAUGAAAGAGGACUGGCACUAUACAAUGGAAGUCUUCGAUAGAUUGUUCUUCGUUCUUUUCUUUAUCAUAUUUUGCGCCUUCGCGGCGUACGUCUUUUCGUUUCAGUUCUAAACUAAAACUGUACUUCAUGGAGUUUAGAACUGGUAGAACUAUUCAUGUCGUAUAAACAAAGUUAACUUAGUUUAGUUUCGUAAAUAAUUGCACUUAGUCUAGCUUCAAACAAAGAAGGCGAUGAAUGACAAUUACCAGGGACGCCGGAACGAUGUGAAGGCAAGGGGGGCAGAUUUUCGUGAAAGGACACUUUUGAAUUGAUAUAUACUAGGAGAUGUUUACAAAACAUUGGGAGUUGAACUUCGCCUAAUCAUGUUUUCUAUUUAUUGGAUGAUAGGGGUGUGAGGGGAUUCUCCGCCAGGCGAUUGUGCUAUAACUGGUAUUCUUGAAGCUCGAUGACUGCAUUUCUUGCAUUUCUUGCGUUUCAGGCUGAAGCAAUUAAUUCGUAAAAGAAUUGCACUAACAUUUCGGACAAUUCGCUAUUUUGCCAAGGCAAUCCUUUAUAUUGAAAAGGCACCUUUGCCCCCCUUGCCCCAGCUGGUAAAGGACAAUUGGGCUAAUUUGUAAUCUCUAUGUCAUCUUAGCCUGAUAAUAACAAUCUGCAUAUAAUUGUUGUAGCCUAUUGAGUUCAUUUGCAAUCUAUAAUAUGGUGUAAUAUUAGUACUGGAAUUUUCAAUAUGGUUCAGUAAUUCAAAAUGUUAGAUCAUGUUGUACAAUCGGACCUCUCUACUACAGACAUAUUGAACUGAAAAACAUCAAGGAACACUGGGGACUGAAGACAGUAGACUCGAGUGUCCGAAACGUUGGGUCGUGAAUGCAUGAAGGUGGCCAGCGAAAAAUACUUAUGAGGCAAUUAUUUUAAAUGUCACGUAUUUAUAAUGAAUUAAAAGUGUUCAAAAUCUACAAUCGUUCCGGCGUUCCUCUCAAAAUUACUUUGUUCUAGCUUUAUUUCGUAGUUUACACAAUUAGUAACCUUUUUAAAUGUAUCUGGCGGUUGAGAAACACAAAAUAAUACAUUAAUAGUAAAAUAUUGUCAAUUUAAAUAUAAUUAUUAUUGUCCAUUGGCA
Molecule: messenger RNA, 5460 nt
Organism: Paramuricea clavata
Lineage: Eukaryota; Metazoa; Cnidaria; Anthozoa; Malacalcyonacea; Plexauridae
Source: the annotation of a GenBank genome assembly